CGAUGACCAGACUCUUUGUCGCUCUUUGUGCUCUUUUUUCUCUCUUCACAGCUGUGAAAACUUCUGACAUCAAGGAGAUUGACGUGAUAACAGUAAAGCGUGGAGAAGAUGUAACUAUGAAGUGUAACAUUAGCAGUGACACAAAGAGAGAGAAUGUAGUUUGGUACAGACAGAUUUCAGGAAAAUUACCUCAGUUUAUUGCAAAACAAUACAAUAAAGAAUUGGGCUACAAAUUUAUUGAAGGAUUUAAUGAUCGUUACAGUAUUAAUAUAAAUGACAAUAAAUUUGAUCUCAACAUUAAAAAAACAAGAGAAGAUGAUAAAGGAGAAUAUUUCUGUGGAGAAAUGGAAGUUAAUGUAGUGAAGUUCACAUCUGGAACACGUCUGCAAUUUGAAGACACGACACACUGUAAUACAUCUGGAACUACAAACAAUGGUUCACACGGCAGCAAUAAAACAGGUGAAAACAACUGGAUUCUUGCCUUAACAGCCUCCAAUAUAUUCUCUGUUAUUGUAAUCACACUUCUGCUUGGAGUUUUAUAUAAAAAUCACAGAAAAGAUGCUUCAUCAAGCAACCAUCAAAUUCCCACCAAUCAGACUGCUGCUGCUGAUGAUGUCUUGAACUAUGCAGCUGUGAGUUUUGCUUCAUCCUCCAGAACAUCCAGAGCCAAGAGCCAUGAAGACGUUCAGCAUUUUUUCUUGAAAUUCUUCACAUUAUUUCUCGAAUAUAAAAACAUAUACAUUUUUGUUUGAUUUUGAAGGUUAAAUAUCAAGAAAUGGCUCUUGGUAAACAAUUUGCUUAAGUUUUUGUGGACCACUU
Messenger RNA from Tachysurus fulvidraco (yellow catfish), 819 nucleotides. RefSeq lists its product as uncharacterized. The record is from RefSeq and is a predicted model, not a curated record. Gene Ontology annotation, biological process: response to bacterium. Lineage: Eukaryota; Metazoa; Chordata; Actinopteri; Siluriformes; Bagridae. Bases 3 to 752 code for a protein of 249 amino acids. The transcript has 7 exons.